Molecule: messenger RNA, 1504 nt
Organism: Clarias gariepinus (North African catfish)
Lineage: Eukaryota; Metazoa; Chordata; Actinopteri; Siluriformes; Clariidae
Gene: tatdn2
Product: TatD DNase domain containing 2
Exons: 6
Coding region: 135-1415 (426 amino acids)
Molecular function (GO): hydrolase activity, acting on ester bonds
Source: RefSeq, a predicted model, not a curated record
GCGCGCGUGCCUGUCGCUCGUGAGGUAUUUUUUAUCGUUUAAAAGCUGAUUUCCAUUUAUGCUAUAAGAUUGUGGUCCUAAACAGUAGCAGCUCUUCUGAUCGGUCAGGUGUUGAGCAUCUCAUCAAGCUGGAGAUGUUUUCAGAGGAAAACUAUGUGGAACAAAAGACCAUGCACAAGCAGGAUGGAGAGGCUGAUAAUGCUGAAGCUUCAUCUCCUCUGCGAAAUGUCUCAACUCCAGCAGUCACGUUGACCCCACAAACUUCAUUUGACAUGCCAUGGAUGGACACGUCCCACAAACGUGUCAGUUCCUCUUGGAGCCCGUUGAGAGAGCGUGACUCGACUGGCAGGAGAGGUACGCAUCGACACAGUAAUCCAGUGGUAGCAUUGGGGCGGUUCCUCAGUCCUAAGAUCGGAUCGACUUCAUCAUUGACAUCUUGCUCAAUUUCUCCAAACGAGCUGUGUGGGUUCUCGCCGCUCUUUAACCACCAGUCCUCAUGCACACACAUGCGCUAUGAGUUAACCACGUCCCAUACCGAUGACCCUAUCACCCGCAGACGGUCAGUGGGCUCAGAGCCUCUCUGGCUGUCAGAACCCACCUCACCGGGCUUCAUCGACACCCACUGUCACCUGGAUAUGCUCUUUGGGAAGUUGGGCUUCCAUGGAAGCUUCCAGAGUUUCCGUGAAAAAUUUAGCAGCAGUUUCCCUGCGGAGUUUCGCGGCUGCAUUACGGACUUCUGCAAUCCGAAGGUCAUGGAGAAAGAAGCCAUCUGGGAGGGGCUGAUAGAGGAGGAGUUUGUAUGGGGGGCUUUUGGAUGCCACCCCCACUUUGCCAAGGAGUACAACUCCAGGUAUGAGCAAAGCAUCAUGGAAGCCAUGCGCCACCCCAAGACCGUUGCGUUCGGGGAAAUCGGUCUGGAUUACUCGCAUAAGAAUACAACCCACCCCAACACACAGAAAAAGGUGUUUGAGCGUCAGUUGCGCUUGGCUGUGUCUCUGGAUAAGCCUCUGGUUAUACACUGCCGGGACGCUGAUGAUGAUUUGCUGGACGUCAUGAAGAAGUGUGUUCCCCGAGACUACAAGAUACACAGACACUGUUUCACCAACAGCUACUCCGUAAUCGAGCCUUUCCUGAGUGAAUUCCCGAACCUACAUGUAGGUUUUACGGCGUUGCUGACGAACCCCAAAGCCAAAGACCCCCGAGACGCCGUGAGAAAAAUUCCACUGGACCGAAUAUUGCUGGAAACCGACGCACCCUACUUCCGACCCAGACAGGUCCCUCAGGCUGUGUGCAGGUUUUCUCACCCGGGCAUGGGCGUACACACCCUACGAGAAAUAAGCAUCCUGAAGGGAGAGCUUUUUUCUAACGUGCUGCAAAAGAUCCGCGGAAACACCACACACAUCUACGGCCUGUAGAACGCACCCGGGGUCAGUGGAUCUCCCAGGACAUCCAGUAAGAUCUUCUGCAGCACAGGACCGUAAUCCUCAUACUCUGUGUCAGUGAG